Coregonus sp. 'balchen' is the source of this 6596-nucleotide messenger RNA. The record is from the annotation of a GenBank genome assembly. Lineage: Eukaryota; Metazoa; Chordata; Actinopteri; Salmoniformes; Salmonidae.
GGUCCAUGUUGGUGUUCCACUCCUCCGCCCCAACAGGCUCCCUACGCCGGACCGCUGGCCGCACGCCAAGAUCAAUCUACCAGGAGAGGACAGAUAGGGAGAGUAUGGAAAUACUGCAUUAACGACGCAUGCUACUGCUCCGUCAAUAACACACUAUAGAGAGAGGCAGGGAGGGAGGGGAGUGAGAGAGAGAGAGAGAAAUUCUAACAAAUAUGUUACCAAAUUCUAAAUAGAGAUAUCAAAUUAGCACAACACCUUGUCAAAAUCAAAGAAUUCAAACAAAGGAAGACAUUAACAAUGUACAGACUCUGUGACCAUAGCCUGGCCAUAAAGACAGGACGCCAUAGAAAAACAUGGAAGGUCAGAGAAGAAAGACUAUGUCAGCACUGUGAGUCAGGUGACGUACAGGAGGACCAGCCCUUCCUACUCCACAUGUGACUCAGAGGUAUUUACCUCCUGGAAUGUAAAGAAUGAAUUGCAGGAUUUCUUGAACUGCCUGUUGAGGAGAAAAUCUCCAUUUUGUUAGGAUAAAAACGUAGACAGAAGAUCUAGCUGCAGAUUAUGUCCUGACCUGUCAUAAUAUUAGAGACAAUAGAUCUAGUUACAGAUUAUGUCCUGACCUGUCAUAAUAUUAGAGACAAUAGAUCUAGUUACAGAUUAUGUCCUGACCUGUCAUUAUAUUAGAGACAAUAGAUCUAGUUACAGAUUAUGUCCUGACCUGUCAUAAUAUUAGAGACAAUAGAUCUAGUUACAGAUUAUGUCCUGACCUGUCAUAAUAUUAGAGACAAUAGAUCUAGUUACAGAUUAUGUCCUGACCUGUCAUAAUAUUAGAGACAAUAGAUCUAGCUGCAGAUUAUGUCCUGACCUGUCAUAAUAUUAGAGACAAUAGAUCUAGCUACAGAUUAUGUCCUGACCUGUCAUAAUAUUAGAGACAAUAGAUCUAGUUACAGAUUAUGUCCUGACCUGUCAUAAUAUUAGAGCCCUUCUAGAUUUACUUUCUUAAUUGUUGUUUGUUUCUUUGUGGUGAAUUAUUCUCCACAUAUAAUUGUAUUUGUUGAUAUUAUUAUUGUUGCUCAAACAUAUUGUUCAUUUGUAAUACUUCACAUACAUUGCUUUGGCAACAGUGGCAACCACCCAUUCAUGUCAAUAAAGCAUUUAUUGAAUUGAGAGAGAGAGAGAGACAGAGAGACAGAGAGACAGAGAGAGAGAGAGAGAGAGAGAGAGAGACAGAGAGAGAGAGAGAGAGAGACAGAGAGAGAGAGAGAGACAGAGAGAGAGAGAGAGAGAGACAGAGAGAGAGAGAGACAGAGAGAGACAGAGAAAAUAAGAGAGGAGAGACAGACAGCUGUUAUUCCCACAGCCCUACAGUAAGUAACAUUAACAAACAGGCCUAACAGAGCUACUCCAGUUCAAACUCAGACAUUUACUUCCAGCUGUUGCUUCAGAGAGAAAGAAGACGGGAGACAAAACAAUCUCUGAGAAGAGAUGGGGAGAAGCAGGGUUAGGGUCAUGGGUGUCAGGGUUAGAGUAAGGGGGGGUCAAAUCCAUCGUGUAACUCAUGAGGGUCACGACCCCGUGGAAAUCCAAUAAAACCCCAAGCUCUGGCUGCAACGCUCAUUACGUGGUGGCCGUUUAAAUGUAAAUCAUUUUAAAAUCGCUAUUUCCAAUGUAUGUGUGUAUGUGAAUAUGUGUUUCAUAGAUAAACUAUGUGUCCCGUACAGUAUGCAGCCAGGCCUACACAAACGUCCAGUUGACAGCUGUGUGACGCUCUGUUCGCCAGGCCAUCAUCAACCUGGUACAACACUGUAGCUAAUACAGUCUGUCCUGAUUUACCCACUCAAGCCAAUUGAACAGUUCUGCUCAGAGAGGUAGAGAGAGAUAGAAGAAGUGGGUUCAGCCAGGGAGAAAGACAAGACUAACUAAAUCCUAAGCUAAGAAGGGGGGGGAGCUGUUUCCAUGGGGACCGGGCUGAUAAGGGGGGAGAGGAGGGUGGGGUGGGGGGGGGGAAUAGGAGUCAAUAAUUCAUGAGCUUUGUGAUAAGCAGUGAAGUUUGUGUGCGUGUGUGUGCGCCUUCCCAGCACCAUAACUAGCCAACAUCCAGCCAGCCAACACACAAGAUGGCCUCUUUUGUUACACCUCCAUUGUGUAAAUAACUAGGCAGAGAUUUAGGAAUAACUUUUCUCAUGGCAGUGAAAAUAUUUGGCUGAAGUUGUGGGUUGUAUAAACAGAACAAGAGCCCACAAAGCUUCUAUAUACACAGUGCCUUUGGAAAGUAUUCAGACCCAUUUACUUUUUCCACAUUUUGUUACGUUACAGCCUUAUUAUAAAAUUGAUUUAAAAUUGUAAAAAAUGUCCCUCAUCAAUCAACACACAAUACCCCAUAAUGACAAAGCAAAAACAGGUUUUUAGAAAUAUCACAUUUACAUAAGUAUUCAGACCCUUUACUCAGUACUUUGUUGAAGCACCUUUGGCAGCGAUUACAGCCUUGAGUCUUCUUGGGUAUGACACUACAAGCUUGGCACACCUGUAUUUGGGGAGUUUCUCCCAUUCUUCUCUGCAGUUCCUCUUAAGCUCUGUCUGGUUGGAUGGGGAGCAUCGCUGCAAAGCUAUUUUCAGGUCUAUCCAGAGAUGUUCGAUCAGGUUCAAGUCCGGGCUCUGGCUGGGCCACUCAAGGACAUUCAGAGACUUGUCCCGAAGCCACUCCUGCAUUGUCUUGGCUGUGUGCAUAGUGUCUUUGUCCUGUUGGAAGGUGAAUCUUUGCCCCAAUCUGAGGUCCUGAGCGCUCUGGAGCAGGUUUUCCAUCAAGGAUCUCUCUGUACUUUGCUCCGUUCAUCUUUCUCUCAAUCUUGGCUAGCAUCCCAGUCCCUGCCGCUGAAAAACAUCCGCACAACAUGAUGCUGCCACCACCAUGCUUCACCGUAGGGAUGGUGCCAGGUUUCCUUCAGACGCUUGGCAUUCAGGCUCAGAGUUCAAGCUUGGUUUCAUCAGACCAGAGAAUCUUGUUUCUCAUGGUCUGAGAGUCCUUUAGGUGCCUUUUGGCAAACUCCAAGCGGGCUGGUUUUUGCUCUGACAUGCACUGUCAACUAUGGGACCUUAUAUAGACAGGUGUGUGUGCCUUUCCAAAUCAUGUCCAAUCAAUUGAAUUUACCACAGGUGGACUCCAAUCAAGUUGUAGAAACAUCUCAAGGAUGAUCAAUGGAAACAGGAUGCACCUGAGCUCAAUUUCGAGUCUCAUAGCAAAGGGUCUGAAUACUUAUGUAAAUAAAGUAUUUCUGUUUUUUUAAUACAUUUGCAAAAAUUUCUAAAAACCUGUUUUCGCUUUGUCAUUAUGGGCUUUUGUGUGUAGAUUGAUGAGGAACAUUUUGUAUUUAAUCCAUUUUAGAAUAAGGCUGUAACAUAACAAAAUGUGGAAAAAGCGAAGGUGUACUAUCCACUAGAAAGACAGACACAUUGAUUAACCUCACAUUGAAAAGACUCAAAUAUCUGACCAACUUUGUAUAGGGUUGCUCUAUAUACAGAGGUUGUUUUAAAAGGUAAAGUAGCAUAUUUACACUAUUGAUCUUUUCUCUCUCUUUUCUAAUGAUUUCCACAUGGUAAUAAAGUGACCAGACAGGAGGUUCAUGUAAUCAAAAUCUAAUUAAAAUCUGGCGUGCGUUGCAUUCCUCCUCGACUCAGAGGUUACACUCUGCAUCAUCAGCCAAUCGAACUGUGUGUGUGUGUGUGUGUGUGUGUGUGUGUGAGAGAGAGAGCGAGAUAGAGGUCCAAUUUAUUUACUCACCACAGACAUAUUUAAAUAAUUGAUCAACCUUUAUUUAACCAGGUAGAUUGAGGACACAUGGUGCUUACAACGCCAAGGGUCGUGGGUUCGAUUUUCACUGGAGCCUCCCAAACGUUAAAUGUAUGCACACAUGACUAAGUCUGUUUGGAUAAAAGCAUCUGCUAAAUGGGAAAGGGCAUACCUAGUCAGCUGAGGAAAACAGUCCUGGUGUUGAAAGGGGAGACCUAGUCAGCUAGCACAAAUGAAUGCAUUCAACCAAAAUGUGUCUUCCUCGUUUAACCCAACCCCUCUGAAUCAGAGAGGCGCGGGGGGCUGCCUUAAUCAACGUCCACGUCAUCGGCGCUCUGGGAGCAGUUGUUGUUGGGGGUUAACUGCCUUGCUCAAAGGCAGAACAGCAGAUAUGUCCAUCUUGCCAGCUCUGGGAUUCGAACCAGCGACCUUUCGGUUACUGGCCCAAUGCUCUUAACCGCUAGGCUACCUGCCGCCUCACGGCAUAUAUUAUUAUUGUUCUUAUUAAAUAUUAUAACAGCCCGACCAAGACAGUGAAUUGUUAUCUUUAUUUAGAUGGAAGAUUAGAACCAGGAGGAGGUGAUGGUGCACUGUAGUGAAGAUAGUUAUUAGAACCAGGAGGAGGUGAUGGUGCACUGUAGUGAAUAUAGUUAUUAGAACCAGGAGGAGGUGAUGGUGCACUGUAGUGAAGAUAGUUAUUAGAACCAGGAGGUGGUGAUGGUGCACUGUAGUGAAGAUAGUUAUUAGAACCAGGAGGAGGUGAUGGUGCACUGUAUUGAAGAUAGUUAUUAGAACCAGGAGGAGGUGAUGGUGCACUGUAGUGAAGAUAGUUAUUAGAACCAGGAGGAGGUGAUGGUGCACUGUAGUGAAGAUAGUUAUUAGAACCAGGAGGAGGUGAUGGUGCACUGUAGUGAAUAUAGUUAUUAGAACCAGGAGGAGGUGAUGGAGCACUGUAGUGAAGAUAGUUAUUAGAACCAGGAGGAGGUGAUGGUGCACUGUAGUGAAGAUAGUUAUUAGAACCAGGAGGAGGUGAUGGUGCACUGUAGUGAAGAUAGUUAUUAGAACCAGGAGAAGGUGAUGGUGCACUGUAGUGAAGAUAGUUAUUAGAACCAGGAGGAGGUGAUGGAGCACUGUAGUGAAGAUAGUUAUUAGAACCAGGAGGAGGUGAUGGUGCACUGUAGUGAAGAUAGUUAUUAGAACCAGGAGGAGGUGAUGGUGCACUGUAGUGAAGAUAGUUAUUAGAACCAGGAGGAGGUGAUGGUGCACUGUAGUGAAUAUAGUUAUUAGAACCAGGAGGAGGUGAUGGAGCACUGUAGUGAAGAUAGUUAUUAGAACCAGGAGAAGGUGAUGGUGCACUGUAGUGAAGAUAGUUAUUAGAACCAGGAGGAGGUGAUGGAGCGCUGUAGUGAAGAUAGUUAUUAGAACCAGGAGGAGGUGAUGGUGCACUGUAGUGAAGAUAGUUAUUAGAACCAGGAGGUGGUGAUGGUGCACUGUAGUGAAGAUAGUUAUUAGAACCAGGAGGAGGUAAUGGAGGCAUAUGGCUGGUGUCUAGAAACAACGUCCCCACUCUGGACUAUAGACCUACUGAUGUCCCCACUCUGGACUAUAGACCUACUGAUGUCCCCACUCUGGACUACAGACCCACUGAUGUCCCCACUCUGGACUACAGACCCACUGAUGUCCCCACUCUGGACUAUAGACCCACUGAUGUCCCCACUCUGGACUAUAGACCCACUGAUGUCCCCACUCUGGACUACAGACCCACUGAUGUCCCCACUCUGGACUAUAGACCUACUGAUGUCCCCACUCUGGACUAUAGACCCACUGAUGUCCGCACUCUGGACUAUAGACCCACUGAUGUCCCCACUCUGGACUAUAGACCUACUGAUGUUCCCACUCUGGACUACAGACCCACUGAUGUCCCCACUCUGGACUAUAGACCUACUGAUGUCCCCACUCUGGACUAUAGACCUACUGAUGUCCGCACUCUGGACUAUAGACCCACUGAUGUCCCCACUCUGGACUAUAGACCUACUGAUGUCCCCACUCUGGACUACAGACCCACUGAUGUCCCCACUCUGGACUAUAGACCUACUGAUGUCCCCACUCUGGACUAUAGACCUACUGAUGUCCCCACUCUGGACUAUAGACCUACUGAUGUCCCCACUCUGGACUACAGACCUACUGAUGUCCCCACUCUGGACUAUAGACCUACUGAUGUCUGGACUAUAGACCUACUGAUGUCCCCACUCUGGACUAUAGACCUACUGAUGUCCCCACUCUGGACUAUAGACCUACUGAUGUCCCCACUCUGGACUAUAGACCUACUGAUGUCCCCACUCUGGACUAUAGACCCACUGAUGUCCCCACUCUGGACUAUAGACCUACUGAUGUCCCCACUCUGGACUAUAGACCUACUGAUGUCCCCACUCUGGACUAUAGACCCACUGAUGUCCCCACUCUGGACUAUAGACCCACUGAUGUCCCCACUCUGGACUAUAGACCCACUGAUGUCCCCACUCUGGACUAUAGACCUACUGAUGUCCCCACUCUGGACUAUAGACCCACUGAUGUCCCCACUCUGGACUAUAGACCUACUGAUGUCCCCACUCUGGACUACAGACCUACUGAUGUCCCCACUCUGGACUAUAGACCUACUGAUGUCCCCACUCUGGACUAUAGACCUACUGAUGUCCCCACUCUGGACUAUAGACCUACUGAUGUCCCCACUCUGGACUAUAGACCUACUGAUGUCCCCACUCUGGACUACAGACCUACUGAUGUCCCCACUCUGGACUAUAGACCUACU